AUGGAUGAAGUCCGAGAUAAAAUGAAGGGUUUCAUGAACAAAAUCACCAAUCCGUUCUCGAAUUCACCGUCGGCCAAAUUCAAGGGCCAAGGCAGAGUGUUGGGAUCCUCGCCGUCUUCUUCAGCCACUCAGUACCACCACCCAUUAUCAUCGCCGUCGUCCUUGCUUAAUCACAAACCUUCGCCCGCCAAGCCUCCGGCGCCAAAGGUUAGCGAUAAUAUCGCUCCUCAGCAGAAAUCGCUCUGGAACCCCGAGAAGCCAGCAAACUCGGAAAAACGCGACAUGUCUGAAAUAGGGUUCGAUCCCUUCAGUUCACUGAUUACUUCCAGUAGGAGGAACCCUAAUGGGUAUUCUCUGCAAGUGUUUGAGUGUCCGGUCUGUGGUAAGGCGUACACAUCUGAGAAGCAAAUUUCUAUCCAUAUUGACUCUUGUUUGAAUGCAGCGGACUCUGGAAACGAGUUUGGCACUAAAGAAUCGGCUGAGAUUAUGAAUCAAAUGGAGACCAGUGUCGGUUCUUAUGUAUCAGGGAAGCCGACUGAUGGUUCGAAGGAGAUUGUGUUGAUACUUUUGAAGAAUAUGGUGAAUGACCCUGCAAAUGCGAAGUUCAGGAAGAUAAGAAUUGGGAAUCCAAAGAUAAAGGAGGCAGUUGGGGAUGUUCCUGGGGGAUAG
Messenger RNA from Striga asiatica, 669 nucleotides. The record is from the annotation of a GenBank genome assembly. NCBI's taxonomy places the organism in Eukaryota, Viridiplantae, Streptophyta, Magnoliopsida, Lamiales, Orobanchaceae.